Scedosporium apiospermum is the source of this 1161-nucleotide messenger RNA. Its product is annotated as Acylthioesterase. Gene Ontology annotation, biological process: fatty acid catabolic process; acyl-CoA metabolic process. Lineage: Eukaryota; Fungi; Ascomycota; Sordariomycetes; Microascales; Microascaceae. The coding region runs from base 1 to 1161 and encodes 386 amino acids. The transcript has 2 exons. The record is from RefSeq and is a predicted model, not a curated record. Gene Ontology annotation, cellular component: peroxisomal matrix. Gene Ontology annotation, molecular function: fatty acyl-CoA hydrolase activity.
AUGGCCUUAGUCGUGAAAGAGAAAGACGCCCGGUUAUCCUUCCAGGAGUCUACCGAGCUCGUUCGGAUAGCCGUCAACCAGUCGCAGCCAACCUCUGACAAAGUUUACCGGUAUAUGAGCACAUUUCCAUCAUGGGUGCCCGGCGCCGAUCUCCCUUGGGACAGAGUUGAUAUGAACGGGGCGGCCGGCGUGCACAAGGCGACGUACGGUGCUCAUGUGUACACCAUGUCUGGUGUGGCAGUGUUCCGCGCUGUUGCAGACAGUGGAAGAGAUAGAAGGGAUAACGCAGCCUCUACGGCGGACAACAGCCAGCGCGGGCUCGACUUACACACGAUACAAGGGUGUUUUACAUCCAAGGGUCUCAGCAACCGGCCCUUCGUGUUCGACGUCACGCAUGUGGCUGGAGGCCGGACUUUUGCCACGUGGUAUGUCAAAGUACGGCAGCCGACCACGGGGAGCGAGGUGAUGGCGGACGGAAGAUUCCCACUCAGUGAUGCCGAGAAGCCACUCGGCCCCGUCUGCUUCACAGCUCUCUGCUCUCUCAAGAACCCCGAGGAUACAUAUGUCGACAACCAACAACAACCCGCGCAGGAGCGGCUCUCGGCCAUCCUUUCCUCACGACCGCCGGAGGCGUGGCCGCACGCUCCGUCGGUAGACUUUAAGUGGAUGACCAGCCUGUUUCCAAAUCCUGGACCGGGAAAGUUUCCCAUUAUCGAGAUGCGAAAGGUGGACAUGACCGAAUAUAACGCGAGCAGGCCGCCGGCGGAGCGCAGGGAAAUACUCCUGUACCGCCUUCUGCACCCACUACCCUCUGACGAUCCGAACCAGCACGCCCUAGUCCACGCCUUUGCGGCGGAUCGAAACGGCUUGUUGAUGCUUGCCAACGAUUACGACAUGGAUUUGAUCCUGCAGUCGGCGGCGACACUGACUUGGACGUUCUUUAUGCACACCAACGUCGAGAACGCCAUCAUGCAGUGCGACGAGUCUGGGGAAGGAGGCUGGUGGAUUCUUGAGGACUCCUUCCCGAGAGGCACUGCGGGGAGGGGUUAUGUUGAGGGUAAGAUUUGGAGUCCUGAGGGUGUGCACGUCGCUACGGCGGUUCAAGAUGGUAUAGCGAGGGCAUUUCCGCCUGAGGAAGCGAAGUUGCCGAGCAAGCUGUGA